Pseudomassariella vexata is the source of this 1920-nucleotide messenger RNA. Its product is annotated as transcription factor Opi1-domain-containing protein. The coding region runs from base 1 to 1920 and encodes 639 amino acids. Lineage: Eukaryota; Fungi; Ascomycota; Sordariomycetes; Amphisphaeriales; Pseudomassariaceae. Gene Ontology annotation, cellular component: endoplasmic reticulum; nucleus. Gene Ontology annotation, molecular function: transcription corepressor activity. Gene Ontology annotation, biological process: phospholipid biosynthetic process; endoplasmic reticulum unfolded protein response; regulation of transcription by RNA polymerase II. The record is from RefSeq and is a predicted model, not a curated record. The transcript has 2 exons.
AUGCUGGCCCGGCCGGCAAACCGUCCUGCUACUGCUGCUAUUGCCGUCGCGGACCACAAGCAUAGUUUACUCCAGCAGCACGAGGACCGUCGACAAACUCCCUCCUCCGAUAUAGCAGCGGCAUUCCACACUUUCGACACCCCCAUUAAAUUUCCCCUCGACUUAAAGUACCCGCCGCCGUCAUAUGCAACUGCUCAUCACGACCACGAUCAUAGAGGCCUUGUCUUCCCCGACGCCCCCAAGACGGAACUCGCUCCCAUCCACUCCUUCACUGGCCUCCAGAAUGAUCAAAAGCAAACCAACUUUCUGCCUUCACUGUCGGCCUUGACAGCAUCGUCCGCACCGCUAUAUCCCACGUCGUCUUAUUCUCACCAACCUCGCCAGCUUUACUCUCACCCACCCGAACCGACAUACGCUCCUCCGCCACCGCCUGCUGCUGCUGUCUCUCCAGCGCCACCUCAACCACAGCACUGGCCGAGUCUCAACCCGUUAACUGCGUACUACACCCCGAGUCAUGUCCAAAGCGCCGAUUCUCCGAUGCGAAUGGACGUAGACUCAAACAGCAACAGCGGUGUUAGCGCAUCUUCACCAGAACGCUUCUCCGACGGUCGCGCAAGCAGUGUUAGUCUCGAUGACCCCGAUGUCCGCCUCGCCGCCGAGGCUCUGGGGGACUUGCGAGCAGACUUCGUGUCUUCCCCUCCGAACAGGAACACACCAUUGCCCGGUUCGCCGCGAUCGCAAUCCAACGCUUUACCACCAGAACCACUUCUCGCCUUGCUUACGACGUCACAUCCAGUACUAGGACACGCUAUAGAAGGUACCGUGUCGGCCUACAAUGCCUCAAAAAACUACUCGCCACGCUUCAAGUCCAGCGCGGAAUACGUCGAGGGAUAUGUCACGCCAAUCGCCAAUACCGUCGGGUCAGUUGGACGUGUGACCGGUAUGGAAGGUGGUGUCCGCUGGUUCUUAGGCGGCGGAAAGAGGCAAAAGUCCGGGAGCUCGGAUCUCGAAGCCGGCGAUCAUACUUCCAACAAACGGAAACGGGUCGAGUAUGGACCCGUUAAUGACGAGCAAGAGGAUGAGACAAUGUCGGGCGCAACAACACCGAGGCCAUCCUACGAUCACUGUGACCGACGGCUGUCUGUCGCCAGUACUGUCGACACGUUACCUGCGUAUGAUGAAUUUCGAUCACCCGCCUAUACCGAGUCAGAUUCCCGACCGACGAGCUCUUCAGCAUGGCAGUCCUGUCUCAUGAUGUCCACUUCGGGUCUGAGCAUCGCUAUGAGUGAGGAAAGUCUGCGCAGUCUGAAAUACUGCCUCAGCUGGCUUCGGUGGGCUAACGUCCACAUCGGCAACGUCAUCAACUCGCUCAAGACCACCAUGGACAGAUUUGAAAGGCCGCAAGCCAGCGCCGACGGAGACGAACCAAUGCGAGGUGUGAAUCAUGGCGAGGACGCUCGCGACAGACAUGAAAUGGCAGUCAGGAUUACUGCUCUCAGAGCCGAUGUGCUCAAGACGUUACAAGGCGUCAUUAGCACCGUCAGCAGAUAUGCUGGUGGCGCUCUCCCUGAGAAUGCUCGCAUUCUCGUCAGGCGUCAUCUUACCAGCUUGCCCCAACGUUUCCGUGUCGCAAACAUGACUGGCGAAAGUCAGUCGACGAGUGACCGUGGAGACCUGAGCGCAGAAGAAGCCGGUGCGGCCAAGGAAAAGGAAAUGCGCGAAGGCGUUCAACGGGUUCUCGUGUUGGCAAAAGAAGGCCUCGACAUGAUGGCGCAGGUGUCGGGUGUUCUGGAUGGCACCAUCGUCAGUGCCGAGGAAUGGUGCGAGCGGCUGGGUAGGAAGAAGAGAGCGCAGAGAGAAGCACUACUUGAUGGGCCACCACUGCCUCAUGUGCCUUUGGAUGAUUUCAAGUUUGGUUGA